This is a messenger RNA of Haemonchus placei, 3474 nucleotides long. The record is from the annotation of a GenBank genome assembly. Lineage: Eukaryota; Metazoa; Nematoda; Chromadorea; Rhabditida; Trichostrongylidae.
AUGGGUAAUUCACUUGGUUCGGCGACAAACGGUCCAGUUAUAAGCGUUGAGGAUGCAAGAGCUCACAUUUCUGACGAGGAGUACAAGAGACUUCACGCUGCUUUCGCGGGUUUCAAGAAGCCAUUUAUAAAUUUUGAUGAGUUCUGCUACCACGUUCUCGGAGGAGCACCCAUUCCAGAGGACAAGCAGAGGGAAUUGUUCAAGUUUUGCUCGAGAAAUGCGGACACUUUGUCGUUUGAAAAUCUUCUAACAGCUCUUGUUGGCCUUUGUCGCGUAGAACAUGUUCAGGAGCAUUUCAUUGAAGAAUGCAAAGAGUUUGCUUCAUGGGGGUUGAGACCUCCAUUGCUCACAAUACCUAUGAGCGACUCGUACAUAUCAUUCUAUGAAGUGAUGUCCUAUGUCACACACUUGUCUGUGGAAGAGGUUAUGGAGUUAGAGAAGGUCUUCGCCACCAUAAGUGAUCGAUCCGUUUGUAAACUCUCAAAGGACCGAUGGGAUGCUGCACUAUGUGACUGUUUCCCUGAGAAAUUUUCUAAUCAGUUAUUCCGCGUUUUUGACGAGAAUAGAGACAAUCAGAUCGAUUUCCGUGAAUUGGUAUGUGGUCUCUCAGCAAUGUGUCGUGGACCGUUUCCGAGUCGACUUUCUUUUUUGGCGAAAUUAUGGGAUGAAGACUGCGAUGGCAAGCUUUCUGAUGUCGAACUAGAGCAAAUGUACGAGGACUUACAUGUGCCUUCCAAAGACCGAACUGUUGUGAAAAGUGCAGGGGACAAGGCUGCCACAGUCGACUUUGCUACAUGGGCGAACGAAAACGAACACGCGAAAGAGUACUAUGCAAUGGCAAUGGAAAUCGGUCACAUUUGUCUUGGUUUACGCCCAGAAUCACAUAUCGUAGGAUUAGCACUUGUGAACUCUUUUGAACAACGCUCAAAGGAUCUACCUCUACCUGAGUGGAAUAUCGUAUCCUCUAUUUGGCAUGCUGAGUGGGCGAAAGCUGCGACAGAGGGAAAGACACCUCCACCUGUCGAUAAUUCCUCUAUCAAAGGCACAAAAGCGGACGACGGUUGGAGUGGAAAGGUGGCUUGCUUAUCGUUGGAAUCUGCGAAUCUUCGCGCAGAUCUAACUGCGAAAGACUAUAUUGCCGUGCCAUCUGCGCUUUGGCGAGCAUGGCUUCGCUGGCAUGGGAGUGCACAGUCGGUUGAUGGUCAAUUCACUCGUAAAAGACUUGCUGGUGAAUUCUUCCCCGAUGGAAAAGAGGCGCUGGAACUAUAUCCCAUGGAUAUUCUUUUAUUGGGACAUGAUAAGAAGAAGUUGAAAGAUGUCGAUGGCAUACAACAAACAUCUCCAUGGGCAUGUGCUCAGGUCUCUCGAAGUUGUACUGUAGACGAGCUUUUGCAACUGUGUAGGAGCGAACUAAGACUCGGAGAUGGAGAUGCAAGAUUAUGGCUGGUUGGAGAUGAUGGAAAUACGCUCCUAGACGACGGAAAAAGGACACUCCACCAUUUGACAGUGAAAGGGAAGCGUGUGAAUAAGUUCCUGCUUGAACUAAGAGAUGCAAAUGGUGUUUGGCCGGAGGAGUUACGUGCGUCAUUGACAGGAACACAAAUAUCGUCAUUGGCGUGCACCACAGGUCGACCAGGCGCUGUGGGUCUCGUAAAUUCUGGAAAUUUCUGCUACCGAAAUGCAGCAAUACAAUGUCUCGCAAGGGUCUCACCUCUCACAGAAUACUUAUUGAAUGAAGCGAGCUUAAGUGCUUUGAAAAAAGGAGAUACAAACAACAAUGAGUCAUUUGCCACGACUCUGGAAUACUCAAAACUGCUAAAAGAGAUGUGGGCAGCGAAGAAGAAGAAUAUUUCUCCGAACAGUUUCAAUGAGGCCGUACGCUUUGCUGACCAAUUCGACGAUGGUGAGCAACACGACUGUCAGGAGUUUGUGUCAUUUCUCAUCGAACGCUUUCACACUUGUGUGGCUCGUAUCGAACAUCAAAAUUCGGUAGGAGACAGUGAGAGUACUGAAGAAACAGGAGAAAGUGAGGCAACGACUAGUGAUAACGAUGACAGCAGCUGCGACGAGGCUGCAACAGAUGAAGAGAAGGCAGAAAAGUCCUGGGAGCGGUACAUUCGAGAUAAUCAGUCGCUGGUAACGUCACUUUUCUCAGGUCAACUACGGUCACGUUUAAUUUGCCGUAAAUGCAAGUCGUCAUCCUCAGUGUUUGAAGUUUUUACGUCUCUCAGUCUUCCGAUUGGUUUCGAAAAUGUGGAGCUGUAUCAAAUCAUUGUCGUUCGCCGCGACGGAAGUGUUCCACGUAGGUACGGAUUCCGGUUACCAAGAGAUUGCACAGUAAGCACGUUCAAAGGUCUGGUAGCAGAGGCUACUGGAGUGAACCGGAACGCGCUUACGAUACAGUGUCUCAAUAAGAGAGGAUACUCCAUGGUAAGGACUCCCAGUGAAAGAAAUCCGAAUCCUAUAAAUACCGAAGAUGACGCGCCGUUAAGUUCCGUGCCAUCAGGAGGUCGCCUUUAUGCGUUACACCUGCCGGAGGACACUCCUGAAUGGCGUGUGGCAAUACAUCGAAAAUUACAAUACAAUCAUGAACCGUACUUCCUUGGCGCCGCAAGUGGUUUCGUUGUCACGCAGUUUGGCCUACCGCUAAUCGUCCCAUGCCCACCGAAUAUAACUGGAAAGGAAUUGUACGAAGAUGUGAUGAGCCAGAUGCGUAGAUUUAUGGAUGUUUCGUCACCAGCGAUAUCGAGUCGAGCACAUGACCCGUCCGAAGACAUAUCAUUUGGCUAUCCCUUCUCGUUGUGCCUGGUCGAUGAAUCCUGGGGAUGGUGCGGUCAAUGUCCAGCUCUGCGUUUCUGUAGAGGCUGUGCUAUCAGGCCGGAUUCGUCACCGGCCAGUAUACCUGAAAACUGUGGAAUAGCUGUUGACUGGCUGCCCAUUGCUUUGUAUCUCAAGUAUAAUCAUUCGCAAGAAUUGGCUUGUGAAGAUGACGAAUCAGUCGCCGAGACGUGGUCACGACAUUUUGCUCCGUCUUCUCUGGAGCAUUGUCUCGAAAAGUUCAGCUGUCCAGAAACUUUAGAUGCUUUGAUACACUGUGAUACGUGCAAUGAGAAGACGAAAAGAGACAAAGUGAUGACUAUAUGGAGGCUGCCACGGUAUUUGAUAAUUCACUUGAAGCGAUUCGAAUUUCUGAGAUCUGAAGGACGUAUGGGCAAAUGCAAGCGGGUUAUCACAUUCCCACUACGACAUUUUGAUCCUGCACCAUUUGUUGAUGGAAACGGCGAGAAAAGCAAAUACGAAUGUAUAGCUAUCGCUAAUCAUUACGGCCAGCUGUCCUCGGGACAUUUUGUGGCAUACGCUCGUGGUAAUGACGAAAAAUGGCUAUUGCUUAAUGACUGCUCUGUAAGGGAAGUCACUGAAGAAGAGGUGGACCGGGCAGGCGCUUAUCUCUUGUUCUUUGAAAGAAAAGACUGA